UUUGUAAUUUGGAAAGAUUUGAGGAUUAGUAAAAGGGAACACGUUGAAUUUGGAAGUUUAUUUUUCAAUAUGUUUUGAAACCAUGAACAUUUUCUCGGAACGCGAUGACUACGUCAUGCGCCACGCGUCAUUUUUACAACCGGAUCCGUCAAAAAAUCUAAAUUCUCGUGUCGUCGUGAUGCCUUUUGACUGAGUGAACCAAAUAGAUUUAGAAAAAAAAGACAAAGUACUACAGCAUGGAGGGGGCUGAUAAGCCAGAAACUAGUACAGCCGUGGAAGAGAACAAGCAACAAGUCGAGAUGACAGAUGCUACUGCUGUAGACAAAGACAAUAUGCAAGGAAUCGUCCAUACAACAAGUCCGCCAGAGGAAAUCAAAAUCAAGGUCCAUGGAAUGACCUGUGAGAAUUGCACCGGGUCCAUCGAAGCCAACUUAGCCAAAGUCAAGGGGGUCGACAAGGUGUUUGUUUCCCUCCCAAAGGAAAUGGCUGCCAUCCACUUCUAUCCUGAGGAAGUCAGCCCGCUGGAGUUGCGGGAAGCCAUCGAUGACAUGGGAUAUGAGGCCGAAUUACAAGGACGGGAUACGUGUUUAGGACGGGAGGAGGAUGUACGUCAUACGAGGAUGGAGGCUGAAGCAACUGAACUAGAAUGUCUUUUGUCAGACAUCGAUGAACUUGUGUCGAGCAAGCAAGACGAAGGAACUUCUGAGGACACAAAAGGAGCUUCUGAUCCUACGUCUAUCGAGAUGGUGAGGUUUUCAAGCAGAAAUGGUACGAAGGAGGAGCAGGCGUCUCUCAGAGUCACAGGCCAGACCAAAUACCAGGCGCUGAGCAGCCGAAGCGUGGAGGAGAAAUGCGUGCUGCGGGUGACGGGAAUGACCUGCGCGUCGUGCGUGGCUACCAUAGAGAAGACGCUGCUCAAACAUCGAGGAAUCAGUGCAGCCCUGGUUGCUCUCAUGGCCCAGAAGGCUGAGGUGACCUAUGACCCAGAUGUCGUGACCCCAGAGGAAAUACGAGAGAUGAUCGAUGACAUGGGCUUUGACGCCGAAGUCCUUGAGGAAAAGAACCAGGGUGGAAUUGAAACACUGAAAUUAACGAUUUCCGGCAUGCACUGUGCAUCAUGUGUGAAGAACAUAGAAUCACUGGUAAUGCGCAUCAAGGGAGUGACGCAUGCAUCGGUGGCGCUCGCAACGUGUCGCGGGGAAUUCAAGUACAAAUCUGACGAUGCAGGACCCAGGGCCAUCAUCAAAGCUAUUGAGGAAGCUGGUUUUGAGUGCAAACUGGCAACAGACGAAUCGCACGCCUCUACCGCCCUCCAGCAGCUGAAGACGGUCAAGAAAUGGCGCGGCUCUUUCCUCGUCUCGCUCAUCUUCGGUCUGCCCGUCAUGGCAACCAUGAUCUUCUUCAUGAUCAAGGAGAACCACAAGUACAACAUCAUCCUGUUGCCAGGGCUCUCCUUGGAGAACCUCAUCUACUUUGUCUUAUCCUCGAUAGUUCAAUUUGUUGGAGGCCGAUACUUCUACGUCCAGGCCUACCGGGCCUUGCGUCACAAGACCGCCAACAUGGAUGUCCUGAUCGUCAUGGCAACCCUGAUUGCCUACUUGUACUCGGUGGUGGUGGUGGCUUGGGCCAUGAUCAAGAAGGAUGAGGGCAGCCCGGUCACGUUCUUUGAGACUCCGCCCAUGUUGCUGAUGUUCAUCAACUUGGGCAGAUGGUUGGAGAGUAUUGCCAAAAUGAAGACAUCAGAUGCCCUCUCCAAACUGAUGUCCCUCCAGCCGUCGGAAGCCAACCUGGUCACUGUGGGUGAGGACAUGGAAGUGACCAGCGAGCGCUCCAUCAGCGUGGAGCUCGUGGAGAGAGGAGACAUUCUGAAGGUGGUGCCCGGGGGGAAGAUUCCGGUGGAUGGGAAAGUAAUCGACGGCUUGUCAGCCGCAGACGAAUCGCUGAUCACGGGGGAGUCCAUGCCUGUGUACAAGAAACCAGGUAGCAUUAUGAUUGGUGGGUCCAUCAAUCAAACUGGCACCAUCCUCAUGGAAGCGACGCACGUCGGCGCCGACACGACCCUGGCACAGAUUGUCAAGCUGGUUGAAGAUGCGCAAACCUCUAAGGCUCCAAUCCAGCAGAUAGCUGACAAGAUAGCUGGUGUGUUUGUCCCCGGUAUCCUUGUACUGUCAACUCUGACGCUGGCCAUCUGGAUUGCUAUUGGAAUGACGCACCCAGAGCUGAUCCCCACAUACGUGUCCACACCAUUUGCUGCUAAUCAUACCAUGGAGCUGACCAUUGAGUUCUCCUUUCAAGUGGCCAUCUCUGUCCUGGCCAUAGCCUGCCCCUGUGCCCUGGGCCUUGCCACCCCCACGGCCGUAAUGGUUGGCACCGGGAUGGGGGCCCGCAGCGGCAUCUUGAUCAAGGGAGGGGAGCCCCUUGAACUCGCUCGCAGGCUGAAGACCAUAAUUUUCGAUAAGACGGGCACGAUAACCUACGGCGUCCCUCGUGUCAUGCGUACCAAGGUCCUCGUACCUACCACGGAGAUUAGCGAGGAGGAGUUCUUAGCGAUAGUGGGUACAGCCGAGGCGAGCAGUGAGCAUCCACUGGGGGCUGCUGUGACCAGACAUGCCAAGGAGAUGCUGGAGUCAGAGGUGGUGGGCAAGUGCUCCAAUUUCAGUGCUGAGCCUGGCUACGGCCUCCAGUGCACGGUCACUAAGAUCAACGCCAUGCUGAAUGCAGGCAUGAAUGAACAGAAUGCGAAAAUCAGCUCUGACGUAAUCAUCGCACCAACUGAAGUCACUGACCCUGAGGAGAUAACUAAAGAAGAGGAUUCCAGCAUCUAUGAGGUACUCAUCGGCAACAGGGAAUGGAUGAAGAAGAACAACCUGGAAGUUACUGAUGAGGCAGAUCACACCAUGGCGCAGUAUGAAGCACUGGGACAAACAGCCGUCCUUGUUGCCAUCAAUGGUGUUGUAGCGGGGAUGAUCACCAUUGCCGACGCAGUCAAGGAAGAGGCCAAGCUUGCAGUGAAAGUCCUGAAGGACAUGGGGCUGGACGUUGUGCUGCUGACAGGCGAUAACAAGAAGACUGCGGAUGCUAUUGCCAAACAGGUUGGCAUCACCAAGGUCUUUGCCCAAGUCCUGCCCAGGAACAAAGUGGAGAAGGUGGAAGAGCUCCAGCAGCUUGGGCACAAGGUUGCAAUGGUGGGGGACGGGGUGAACGACUCGCCGGCCCUGGUCAAGGCUGAUGUGGGUAUCGCCAUAGGAACGGGCACGGACGUUGCUAUGGAGGCUGGGGAUAUUGUGCUUAUCAAGAAUAAUCUGUUGGAUGUGGCAACUGCCAUUGACUUGUCCAAGCGCACCGUUCGCCGAAUCCACAUCAAUUUCUUCUUUGCCAUUAUCUACAAUGCUCUGGGCAUCCCCAUCGCUGCUGGUGUACUGUCGCCCGUUGGCAUAUUCCUGAGACCCUGGAUGGCCUCUGCUGCCAUGGCGAUGUCCUCCGUCUCCGUGGUGCUGUCGUCUCUCUUCCUGAAGUUUUACAAGAAGCCAACAUACACUGCAAAGAAAGUGGAAGAAAGAGACAAUAUGCUUGAGAGCGUCUAAAGCCGUGGAACUGAAUUGACAAGGUACCCAUUUACUCCUGGGUGGAGAGAAGCAGUUAGUGACAAAGUGCCUUGCCCAAGGGCACACGCACCACAGCCAAGCUGGACUCGAACCCACAACCUGCAGAAUUGCCCGCAGACCAUGAACUCAAUGCCCCAGACCACGAGGCCAUGGCACUCCACAAAAAGUUUGGGUUUGUCUCAGUUUCACAAUCUGCCAUUUUCUAGUUGUAUUUAAACCUAAAAGAUCUGCAUGCUGUAUAAAGAGUAAACAAAUAUAUAAAGUGGCCAUUUUGAAUCGUAUGUUGUUAUUCAUGUAUACUCUUGAGAAACAGUCAUAUUAAUUUCAAAGGAACUCAACUUGCAUUUGAUGUAUCGUCACUAUAGGAAUUAUCUCUUUUAACUUUAAGUCAUGUGGCUGUCAUGCACAAAACAUUUCAUAUUUUGUUCUAUUUUUGUAUUUUCUUUAUAUUUAGUUUGUAUAGAGUUGCUGAAACGUCACUAAAAAGACCUUCAAAUGUGAUACACUGAAUGAAAUAUUUUGUGUAAUUCAAUCGAUUAUUGUGAUUUCAUUUAUCUAAUAGUGUAUAAAAUAUAUCAAACCUUCAUUAAAUGUAUGAAAUAAAUGUUGAAUGUGUAUAAAAUAUAUACAACCUGCAUUAAAUGUAUUAAAUAAAUAUUGAAUUUAUAUAGAAACGAAUUUUAGAGACAAUCAAUAUGCCCCUCUAUCCAGCUAUUUAUGCUUUUUCACAUUCAGUUUUGAAAUGAUUAUUUCCAUUAGUUAUGUAUAGGCCUAAAUAUAAUAUAUCGCAAGAUGCAAUGUUCUCAGUAAAAACAAACAAAAGAAGAUACAAGUGUAACUUCCAAAUGAGAGCAUUGAAGGACUGUGACCAAACAAGUUCACAUUGUGCAGUUCACUAUUUGUGUACCUAGUGCAGUGCCCAUUCAAAACAUGACUGUUUGGAACAGGCAAAUUGCUUGGCCUUCGGUAGACCCGCAAACGUGGCAGUAUCAAGAGUGCAGUGCCCGUAUAACAGCGCGCCAUAUCUACGCCUCACCGUUGCGUGAUCGUGCCCUUCAUAAAGUGGUCGAGGCCCACCUCAUCGUAAUGUGAUCAUCCCCUUCAAAAAUGGUCAAAGCCCACCUCACCGUUGCGUGAUCGUCCCCUUCAAAAAAUGGUUGAGGCCUACCUCACCAUUGCGCGAUCAUCCCCUUCAAAAAAUGGGCGAGGCCCACCUCACCAUUGCGCGAUCGUCCCCUUCAAAAAUGGUUGAGGCCCACCUCACCGUUCUGCGAUCGUCCCCUGCAAAAAAUGGGCGAGGCCCACCUCACCGUUGCGCGAUCGUCCCCUUCAAAAAAUGGUUGAGGCCCACCUCACCGUUCUGCGAUCUUCCCCUGCAAAAAAUGGGCGACGCCCACCUCACCGUUGCGCGAUCGUCCCCUUCAAAAAAUGGUUGAGGCCCACCUCACCGUUCUGCGAUCGUCCCCUGCAAAAAAUGGGCGAGGCCCACCUCACCAUUGCGCGAUCGUCCCCUUCAAAAAAUGGUUGAGGCCCACCUCACCGUUCUGCGAUCGUCCCCUGCAAAAAAUGGGCGAGGCCAACCUCACCAUUGCGAGAUCGUGCCCUUCAAAAAAUAGUCGAGCCCAUACAGCCAACCACCAUUUGCACGUAUGUUAACCUGUUCCCUUGGUGCGGUAUAGAGUGCAUGUGUUCUUUCAAAAUGUGCAGCAGUGCGUGGCGCAGUGUAUAUAUGCACGAUCUGAUACACCGUGGCCUCUGGAGACAUGUGUACAAUAGGGAACAAAAGAUUGUAUACGUCCCCACAGGGCAAUUUCUAUAGGUGAAUACGUCUCUGGCUGAAUUAAAUAUGUGAUAGCUUGUAUAUUGCUAUAAAGUAUUGCAAAAUUUGUCACGGCAUUUGCAUGAUGUAAAAUAUGCAGUGUUUAAUUACCAUGAAAAUGUACAUUAAACAUAAAACAGAAUUUCAACUUUUAAACUAUUGCUGCUAAAUCAUAUUUCAUUACAACUGUACCGAGACAGUGACACGCAUGUAAACUGUAUUCCUUCUAUUUUAUGUAUGUAUAAUAAUGAGUCCGUGCCAACUUUAAUCUUAGCGGCAGGAAAUG
This is a messenger RNA of Patiria miniata (bat star), 5710 nucleotides long. Its product is annotated as copper-transporting ATPase 2-like. The coding region runs from base 237 to 3584 and encodes 1115 amino acids. The transcript has 24 exons. NCBI's taxonomy places the organism in Eukaryota, Metazoa, Echinodermata, Asteroidea, Valvatida, Asterinidae. Gene Ontology annotation, molecular function: ATP binding; copper ion binding; ATP hydrolysis activity. The record is from RefSeq and is a predicted model, not a curated record. Gene Ontology annotation, biological process: copper ion homeostasis; monoatomic cation transport. Gene Ontology annotation, cellular component: perinuclear region of cytoplasm; membrane; trans-Golgi network.